Lentinula edodes (shiitake mushroom) is the source of this 4026-nucleotide messenger RNA. RefSeq lists its product as uncharacterized. Gene Ontology annotation, biological process: retrograde transport, endosome to Golgi; Golgi to vacuole transport. NCBI's taxonomy places the organism in Eukaryota, Fungi, Basidiomycota, Agaricomycetes, Agaricales, Omphalotaceae. The coding region runs from base 1 to 4026 and encodes 1341 amino acids. The record is from RefSeq and is a predicted model, not a curated record. The transcript is spliced from 9 exons. Gene Ontology annotation, molecular function: syntaxin binding. Gene Ontology annotation, cellular component: GARP complex.
AUGUCUUCCGACUCUCCUACUAGCUCGCGAGCUUCCACCCCAGUAAUUCUAACAGCCGCCGCCAACGCUUCUUCUCAAUAUGAUACUGCUACACCCACUGCCGAUCCCAGCUCGAGCCGCUAUCGGUUUACAUACGACCCUGAACGACGUGGACCAGAGAGCAUCUCUGGAACGACCACACACGGCCAAGACUAUUUUGCUGCGGCUCCAGCAGGUCUAGGCUUUCAUUUUGGCGGGUCUACAGUGAGCUUAAAUCUUGGGGCCCUACCCAACGAAUGGAGCAGCUCAAAACAUGGAUUUCAUGCAAUAUCAACUGUCCUUAACAAUCCUCACAAGAAACAAGCACCGCCGAAAGCUCAUUCAGCUUUGCCUUCUGUGAUGCCCGCCGAACUCCCGCGCGUACGACGGAAGGAUUUCGACUCAUACCUGCAAGCCAUAACACCGGAAUGGGAGAAACUCGAGAAGAGCUUGUCAUCGAACGCAGCAGACACUUCACAAUUUGAAAUGCAACAGAGAGCUGGCCCAUCAUCAAAUUUCGGUCAGUCUAAUCGCAAAGGGUCAAUUGGUUCUUUAGCUUCAUUUUCCUCCUUGGAACCUCUCAACACUUCCCGGCUACAAGCGUUCAAUCCUAAUCAACCCAAAAACCUUCCUUCCCUAGAGUCCGUUCCUUCGGUAUUUUUCCAGUCCGAUUUUGACUUGGGGAAUCCGCAGACGUUUGCUCUCAUUACAGAUCAGGAUCAAUUUGGCGAGGGUGAUCCAACAGUUAUUGCUCAUUCAGUUCCGCUGCUGGAGAGAUUCUCUCACUAUGCAGAUACUGUCGAGCUUCACCUAUCCAACGAGAUUGCUGCUCGCGCGCCUUCAUUCUUUGCUGCCUUGACCAACCUUCACACGCUUCAAUCCGAAUCCACCGCGACGUUGUCCCAAAUUAGUCGUUUACGCCAAAUGCUUGAGCAAGUAGACGAGACUGUGGCAAAGAAGGGUAUGGAGGUAAUUAGUUUGGAGAAGCGUGUGCAGGGCGUUGAAGAAAUAGAAAGAAGUGUCGAAGGCGUGAAAGAUGUUGUUAAAUUCACUGGAGAAGCCCGAGAGAAAGUCGGAAAGGGAAUGUAUGGUGAUGCGUUAGUCAUACUUAGCGUGCUGGACGAUAUGUGGAAUGAUGCUUUACCAACCCAGUCUUCACUCCCAAAGCAACCCAGUGGGCGACUUUCAUCACUACCACCAACACCAGAGGGCGAAGAAGCAGAUUCAGAAUCCCCGCCGCCGGGAUAUUCAACAUCUCCUGUCUCCUUGACGCCAUCUACAUCGAAAAUAAAACUCCUUCCUUCAUUGGGAAUUCCUCUUUCUCAGUUAAACGCGUUCUCAGCACUUCCUAGCCAUUUACGAAGUCUUACUCUAGAGAUCGCCUCUAGUCUGUCUGAUGAGCUGGUUUCAAUACUUCGUGAUGAUUUACUAUGGCGGAUCGGAAACGGCGGUUCCAUUGCGACGGGCUCCGGGAAGGAAACUGUCAGUGAAGAAACGAAGAACCAGCUGACAGAGCUGCUGGUCGGCUUAAUCAAAACCAGAGGGUUGAAGGAAGCAACGUUGAGUUAUAGAGAAAUUGUAUUUGACGAAUUCAGAGGUCUUAUUAGAAAGCACUUUUCUGGGUUCGAGGCUGAGUCACCUAGCCCGACACCUACUGAUCCGACGCUCAACUACGCUGAAAGACCCCAGCUUGCUACGCAUUUGCGUUCUCUUUCUCAUCCAGACUUCAUGUCUGUCAUACGAGCAAUAUACCGUGAUAUGCUGAGCGGUGUUGAAGGGCUACAUGUCCAAAUAGCUUUGUUGGGAGAAAUUUCAGAAUCUAUCGAGGCAACUGAACGCGCUACAAAGGCAGCCAGGCAAGGAAAGUCUAUACCAGCUCCAACGCCGUUAUCUUCAGAAUCGCCCUCAUCGGGUGACAGUACUUCCGUCACAUCUUUGCUUCUUGCUGAGCUGACAGACACACUCUCGUCUGCGACAGAGCUCGCACACACCCAAGCUGCUCAACUUCUAUCAUCUCGUUCCGAAAUUCAUGCCGGUCUCUCACUACCGGAAUUUGUGGAAUUGUUCAACGAUACAUGGAAGUUUGUCGUGCGGAGUGAAGUAGUGUGCAGAAGGAUGAUUGUAGGCUUAAGAGGAGCUGUCGUAUCACAGGCGAAGGCAUUCUUACAGACGUUCCACCAAUCCCGUCUCACCCAGUCCGCAAAACUUGUAGAAGAUGAACAAUGGAGUCCUCAAGAUGUCUCACUCGACAUACAAACCACGGCAAAUACUAUCGUCGAUACUGCUAUGAAAGAUCCUCCUGAACUCAUUUUGCCAUCAGAAGCAGCGGCACCAACUUCGUCAAACUCUAAAAGUUCCUCAAUACUUUCUCCAUUCAAAAGUCUCCUGCGGAGUUCUAGUACCACACAAAAUGGUAACGGUACAGGUUCCCCUAGCCAACCGGCGGUACCAACUUCCAUUACAUCCUCGAAUUCCAGAUCUUCCAGUCGUGGCACAGCUACCAGCACGAAAAAGUCUAAGCACAUAUACGUUGAAUCCAAUUCCUUCUUCACCGUCCCCGCCACUUCAUCCGUACUCUCCCUAUUAACGGAUUACCUCGCUGUUAUCAUCAACCUCGGUAUUCUUACAACCGACACAAUGUCACGUAUCAUCGAGUUUCUCAAGGCUUUCAACUCUCGAACAUGUCAAGUCGUGUUAGGUGCAGGUGCGAUGCGCAGCGCGGGUCUGAAGAAUAUAACGGCUAAGCAUCUCGCACUCGCGUCGCAGAGCUUGUCGAUUAUGAUUGCGCUGGUCCCGUAUAUUCGAGAGACAUUUAGAAGACAUCUUAAUUCCAAGCAGGCGGUGAUGCUAAUCGAGUUUGAUAAGUUAAAAAGGGACUAUCAGGAGCACCAGCACGAGAUCCAUGCUAAACUUAUCGCAAUUAUGGGCGACCGUUUGAGUGCGCACAUCAAAUCUCUCCAGGCACGUACCAUAAACUGGAAUGUGCCUCCGGCUGGCAGCGGCGUUAACGAUUACAUAGAACUACUCGUUAAGGAGACCGUCACACUGCACAAAGUCCUAUCCAGGUACCUUUCGGCCGCGGUUGUUGAGGAUGUCAUGAGCCAAGUGUUCGCGGCAAUUAAUCACCGACUCUCAGAAGAAUAUAGCAAGAUUGAGCUACCUCACGCUGAAGCAAAAUCGAGACUUUUGGAGGAUGUAAAGUUCCUGCAUCAGAAAUUGUCAGCUCUAAAAACCAUUGGUAAACCUAGCAUGAUGCUUGAGACUGUCGUUCGGGAAAAACCGAUUCCUAAGCUACCAGGCGCCCCACCAACUCCUGUUCGAAAUGGCUCAAUGAUGUCUCCACCAAAUAGUGCUGCCUCGAAUGCAAGCACGAACCAAAGGCUCAGGGGAUUACUGUCAGGCCGUACGACGUCUUAUGACAGGUCUUUGCCAAAUUUACCUGGACCAAAUGAUAGGCCUCUGCCUCCCCCUAGAUCUAAUACUUCUUCACCACAUACGGACAGCAGAACGACCGAAAAUCCAAGUACACCGACUGUAUAUCGGUCUCUCAGUCCUAAUCCAUACCAACGCUCAGAUCGUCCUCGAACUCCUCCUCCUCCUCCUCUUCCUAUUGAUGUUGAAGCCGAAGUACCUUCGCCUCCUCCUGAUGGAUCUUCUGCUUUUGGCUUCAGGCAGAUUGAGGCCUCACACCGGCACCUAGAACCGGCCAAUUUCGAUCCACCUUCCUCUCCUCGAUCACCGCUACUUGCUUCCCCGCAGCACCUCAAGGAUCAGAAUGCAGUUGUGAACAGCAGACCUUCCCUUCUUGCUCCAUAUGAUCCUAUAUUAUCAGCUUCCACCCCCGCUUUCACCUCUACAUCUGAGGCAGUUUCGCCUCCCACUGAUGAAACGAAUCGUACAAUGAUCUCAGAAUUAGAUCCUUCGACGGGGUCUUUGCAUGAUUCAGCGGAUGCUUCAAUGCCCACACUAUCACUGGCAUCAUCUCGGGAGAUUGAACAUCGUUCAUGA